AUGCAACGUACACAUAUUGUAUUAUCAUUAGUCAUUAUAUUUUGUAUUGGUUUAUUAUGUGCUAUACCAAUGGGAUUACAUGUUCGUGCAAUUGAUUUAUUUAAAGAACGUGAUGAAUUAUUAGUAUUGUUUCUUGGAACAGCUGGUGUAUAUGCUCUGAUCUUUCUAUUUGUUUGGAGGCAUGAAUCAUUUAUGUAUGAGAAAUAUGGUAAUCCAAAAAUGAAAGGCAAUUGGGUACGUAUACAUGCUACACCGAAUUCUUCAGGUGAUAUAAAUGAUUCCAAAUGGAAUUCAAUUAAAAAACGAAUAUCAUUUCGUAAUAAGUUAAAAGAAUCAAAUGAUUUACAAAAUGAACAAGAAGAUAAACAAAAUUCUAGUGUCUUUGAACAUGAAGAAAGACAACAAUUGGAACUUCAUGACCGUCAACAAUAUGGACAGAGUUGCUUUGAACACUUGUCUAGUUUAUCACUACCCCAACCAUAUUUAAAACAACAAACUUUGGGAAUUCAUCAACCCCUAACAGAUAUGACAACAUCGACAAGUUUUGUCACAUCUAAUUUAGACAGAAUAAGUUGUGUAUGUUUAUGUGAAAGAGAUAAUAACAAUGGAUUGAUUAAAACUAGUCAGUGUUCAAUUCCUAAAGAUAAACUGUUCAAUGACAGUAAUACUGAUAAAGAGAAUGAAGAGUCACAUUGUUCAAAGCUACCUGGUAAUAAGAAAAACCAGUGUAAUAUAGAAAUAAAUAAUCCUCAAUUAUCAAGAACUGAAUUGUCAGCAGCUAAUCUAGAACGUAGACGUAAACCACAUGUACGCACAGCUCAAACAUUAGCAUUAGUUGCAGCAAAUUUCAUUAUAUCUUAUACACCAUAUCUUGUUUAUACAACAAUGCCAAUACAAAUAAGACAAGUAGUUCUUUUAAAAGAUAAACCACAUUAG
Schistosoma margrebowiei is the source of this 936-nucleotide messenger RNA. Lineage: Eukaryota; Metazoa; Platyhelminthes; Trematoda; Strigeidida; Schistosomatidae. The record is from the annotation of a GenBank genome assembly.